UCGUCCACUAUAAUAAAAUCUGGUACUCAUCCAGUUGUUGCAACAACGCAAAAGCUGGUCUGACUGCUGCAGGCGAUGGAUCCGCCGGCUCGCAGAUUGAUGGAUUCUCGGGCGGCGGCGCAGUUGGCGGCGCCACUUUCUGAUCCAUACGCGGCAGAAAAAUUCGAAGACCUACUCCGAGAAUUGGGGGUCGACCCUAGUAUCCACACUGUAGUCCGUAGCGCCGGGAGAUGGAUGGAUCCGGCAGCGGCGGCAGCGCGAGUUCCGAUGAGAUUCCACCGCACGCUCCAACGCCUAGGAAUCGACCCCAACAGCGAUGCCCGGAGCAUCCGCGACAUGCUACAAGAGUUCCGUCGAGGGGUGUACCAGGGAGAGGUGUACUGGGCUGGCCGAGUGAUCAGGCCUCGUCCUUCGCCCAUGCUAGGACGACGUCGCCGCGCCGCCGACGGGGAUGCCCCGAUGCAAGAUGUCGCGAGAUGUCCUCCUGGGCCUCGCGCUGACGAAGGCGUGCGACGCGAGGCAGGAGGAGUGCGCCGUGUGCCUCAGGGACUUCGAGGAGAAAGACAUGCUGAGGACGAUGCCGUGUAACCACUCCUUCCACGAGAUCUGCCUCUUCCGUUGGCUCAGCGAAAGCUGCCUCUGUCCUCUCUGCCGCUACGCGCUGCCCAAGCAGCAGCAGGUUCAAAGCUGCUGAUGAUGCUAUUUAUGUUUCGGUUCACCAACAGAUCCGUUUGUAACUUGUAAGCAUAUUGCCAUCGAUAUAGAAGUAGAAUCAUGUUCUCAUCGAUGUAUAGCAGGGCAGUUCAUCAUCAGAAGGUUCCUAAUUAAAACAUUUCUUAUCCUCCACUGGAUUUAACUAGUAUUGCCUGCAACGCAAGGCCCUGUCUUGGCUAACAAGCCGAAACAACUUGCCACUCAUGUGCCUAUCCCUAUCAUGGUCAGGCACACGGUUCUUCACAAUAUACGUAUAAUUUAAGAAUUGCAUUGAUCUUCAAAGUAAUUAAUUAGUGGAUUGAUAGAAGUUUAAUCGACUUGACAUUGCAAUUAUAAAUUGCUUUGGAGAUCCAGUGUCCCAGUAUAUAAUGCCAGGUGAACACUCCUCUUCCAUCAACCAGCUUGCUACCAAGUCGAUCAAUGGCAAUGGACUCUUACUACUGUUCCAUGCUCUUCUUCCUCCCUCCGAUACUCUACGUCUCCUACCACCUCACAAGAAUCCUCGCCGACAAGAAGAAGCCCACCACCCAUGGCCUCAAGGCGCACCCGCUGCUCGGCCACCUCCCGGCGUUCGUCAACAACAGCCACCGCUUCCUCGACUGGACGACGGAGCUCAUCGUCGGCAGCCCGGAGAUGAGGAUGGGCUUCUGGAUCCCCGGGAUGCGCACCGGCAUCAUCACCGGCAACCCGGCCGACGUCGAGCACAUCCUGCGCACCAACUUCGCCAACUAUCCCAAGGGGGAGCACGCCAUUGGCAUGCUCGAGGACUUCCUCGGACAUGGCCUCUUCAACUCCGACGGCGAGCAGUGGCUCUGGCAGCGCAAGAACGCCAGCUACGAGUUCAGCAAGCGCUCCCUGCGCAGGUUCGUCGUCGACGUCGUGCAGGCCGAGGUCGCCGACCGCUUCCUCCCGCUGCUCCGCCGCGCCGCCGGUGAUGGUCGUGGUGGUGAUAUCGUCGUCCUCGACUUGCAGGAAGUGCUCCAGCGAUUCGGGUUUGAUACCAUCUGUAUGGUGGCGUUCGGGCACGACCCGCGCUGCCUCGCCGACGGCAGUGUCAUGGAGGAUGCCAGGUCGGAGUACAUGCACACCUUCGGCGAGGCGCAGGACCUCGUCGUCGGCCGCUUCUUUGAUCCCAUCGAGGUCUCCUGGAAGAUCAAGAAGUGGCUCAACGUCGGCACCGAGCACCGCCUGAGGAAGGCCAUCGCCGACGUCCAUGCCUUCGCCAUGGACAUUGUCCGCACACGGCGCCAGAGCGCGUCCGUGCAAGACAGAGACGACGUCUUGUCGAGGUUCGUGGCGAGCGACGAGCACAGCGACGAGGUCCUCCGCGACAUCGUCCUCAGCUUCCUCAUCGCCGGCCGCGAGACGACAGCGUCGGGGCUGAGCUGGUUCUUCUGGUUCUUGUCGUCCCGGCCCGACGUCGUGGCGCGCAUCGCCGACGAGGUCCGUGCGGUGAGGGAGGCGACCGGCACGCGCCCCGGCGAGCCGUUCGGGUUCGACGCGCUCCGGGAGAUGCACUACCUUCACGCCGCGCUCACCGAGUCAAUGCGGCUGUACCCGCCGGCGCCGAUCGACUCGCAGUCGUGCGCGGCGGACGACACGCUCCCCGACGGCACGCUCCUCCGCGCCGGCUGGUCGGUGACGUACAGCGCGUACGCCAUGGGGCGUCUCGCCGCCAUCUGGGGCGAGGACUGCUUGGAGUACAGGCCGGAGCGGUGGCUCGGCGACGACGGCGCGUUCCAGCCGGCGAGCCCGUUCCGGUUCACGGUGUUCCAUGCGGGGCCGAGGAUGUGCCUCGGGAAGGAGAUGGCGUACGUGCAGAUGAAGUCCAUAGUUGCAAACGUGCUUGAGGAGUUCGAGGUCGACGUCGUCAAGGAGAUCGCCGGCGGCGGCGUGCCGGAGCACGUGCUCUCGGUGACGCUGAGGAUGAAGGGUGGACUACCUGUGAAGAUUAGGAGAAAGACUGAAGCUUACUAGAGAAGGCCACAAGGGUACUUUGCCGCUGAAUGGUACUAUAAUUAGUUAAGCUUCAAGUUUUGCUCUUUUCGUUUUGAGCUUAUGGGUUAAGAAUAACGUUUGUGAUUUGGUUGUUUUUGGCCGUUUUCCAUUUCCUACUGGACUACAGCGGCAGAAAAAUGAUUUGCCCUGGGUUGAAUUGAUGCCAAUUAAUCAAUAAAAGGAUGGCGUAUCACUGUAUUGUACAAAUUUAACAAGUUGAAAUCAGCCAUGUAAGACACAAAUAGACCUGUUUAAGCAACUAU
This is a messenger RNA of Oryza sativa Japonica Group (Japanese rice), 2975 nucleotides long. Its product is annotated as cytochrome P450 CYP94D108. Lineage: Eukaryota; Viridiplantae; Streptophyta; Magnoliopsida; Poales; Poaceae. Gene Ontology annotation, molecular function: heme binding; iron ion binding; oxidoreductase activity, acting on paired donors, with incorporation or reduction of molecular oxygen. The record is from RefSeq and is a predicted model, not a curated record.